CCAUAUCAAUGAAAAAUUAAUUUCCAUUUCCGACCUUCGCUUCAUGAAACACAGAGGCGACGUAAUUUGGCAACCCUGUUUCAGGACAAAUCAAGACUCCAAAGUGGAAGAUUGCUCGGAAGCAGCUCGGAAGAUUGUUUAUAAAUAACAUUUAUUGUUGUUUAUUGUUGCACCAGGAUCUCAUCAGCAAAUAGGACUACUAAAUAUCCAGGAUUCAAAAAAAUAUGAAUUCCCCAGAAACUAAACACCCCAUGCAAGAGCUUUCCGAUAGCACCGAGAAAGCUUGUCGGCUCUGUUUGGGACAAGAGCUGCUCAUAAACGUAUUCCAUCAAGGGGACCUCCACCAGUGGAUUUCACGGUAUCUAUCGAUUGUGAUCCAACAGGAUGGCAAGCUUAGCUGGUUGAUCUGCGGCAGUUGCCAAACACGGUUAAAGCUGUUCCGUGGUUUUCAGCAGCGUUGUCUAGAGGUUCAAAAUGAGCUGCUAGGCAAAAAGUUGGUGAAUCGGAAUGAAGACGAUGCAUUUGGCAGAAUAAAUGAGCAAACAGAUUGCAAUGCUAUCAAAAAAGAGCCAGAUUCCGAUGACGACGAGGGACCAGUUUGUCGAUUAUGUAUGAGCAAAAAAAGCGUUCAAUAUGUAUUAGGCGAAGGAGAGCUUCAUCAGUUAAUAUCGAAUUAUCUUUCUAUUGUGAUUACGGAGGAAGACAGUAUUAGUCGGUGUUGUUGCAUUUGCUGCCAAACUCGAAUUGAAGAGUUCCGUGCCUUUCACAUACGAUGUCACGAAGUACAGGCCGCAUUAUGCUGUAAACAGGAAGGAUCGCUGGAAAAUCAGAAAGAUGAUGAUCAGAAGUUGACUGAAGUUCCUGAAACCCCCAUUGCACAUGUAAAAGAUGAAAAUGUAGUUUCUUCGGAAAACCUCGAAGAUCAAUCGGUUGAAUGCAGAGUGUGCCAUAAAAUCAUCAAAAGUAAGAAGAAUCUGACUGAUGCCCUGAGGUAUCACAUGGUCACUCAUGGCCCAAGGAAAUACUCAUGCACCGUAUGCAGCAAAACAUUUGUCAAAAGCUUCAACUUCAAAGAGCAUAUGAAAACUCACAAUAAAACUGCUGAAGAUAGUGAACCAGUUGAGUGUGGAAUAUGUCAUAAGAUAUUCAAAAACAAGACCACGCUACGAAUUCAUAAAGCUUCCCAUGGGCCCAAAAAGCACGUGUGUUCUAUUUGCGGCAAAGAAUAUGCACUUCGACAAUCUUUUCGACUGCACAUGGAGACACAUACUGACAUAGGUGCAUUGGAAUGGAAUGGCCAUCAUUCCGAUCAUCCAUUCAAGUGUGAACUGUGCCAUAAAGUGCUGAAAAAUAAAAUAUCGCUACAGCAGCAUAAGAAAGUGCAUCAACCAGGAAAGCAUGUGUGUCCGAUUUGUAGCAUGAUAUUUCUACGUCGUCGUGAUAUUUCAGAUCACAUGGCAACCCAUACUUCUUCAGAUGGCACAUCAAAUGGACAGGUCAACGCAGAAUAUCCAUUUAGGUGCGAAUUAUGUCCGAAGGCGUACAAAAGAAGUUAUUCUCUACUGAUGCAUAAAAAAAAUCACAAACCCAAAGAACACGUGUGCUCUAUUUGCGGAAAGGAGUUCGUGCAUCGUCCUAGGUUAGAUCAACACAUGAAGAUCCACGACACACAUUUCGAAUUUGACCCGGCAGAACAAGACAAUUAUCACUCUGAUCAUGCAUUCGAAUGCGACUUAUGUCCCAAAAUAUUUCAUUUCCAACAAGAGCUAUCAAAACAUAUGAGUAACGUGCAUAAACCGAAACAAAAGUCGUUGCUGGUCGAAGCACAUGAUUCAGACAUUAGUUCUGGGAAUGUGAAGCGUCGUGAGAAAACAAACGAGGAAGAUACAGACAAACCAGAAGACCCUUUCAAGUGCAGCGUGUGUAGAAAAACUUUUAAGCAAGAGUCACAGCUACUGAAGCAUAAAAUGAAAAUUCUUGCCAAAUUAAAAUAUGAAUGCCCCGUUUGUAAAAAACGAUACGUUUCACGAGGCCUACUGGAUCAGCAUAUGAAAAGCGUCAUACAUGCAGAAGGGAGUUCUGUCAAUAAGCAGGAUACAGAACACGAAGAUGAUGUUUUUGAAGCUGAACAGAUCAAAGUUGAAGUUGGUUCUGAUGAUGAUGAAUAAUGUGAAGCUGAAACUGGCCGAUCAUUGUUUGGUGCACUUUUGUCGAAAUGUUUGAAACACAGGAAACACACGAUCUUUCACUUCGCGAAUCGCAUCGAAUGGUUUGCGGUGAAUAACACGAAUGACUUUUUAUUUGGGAUUUGGAGUAGCCUUGGAUGAGACCCGUUUCUACAUUGAAUUUAUUUUUUUCUUCGAGUGAUGUAUCUGUUUGUCUUGAAAAUUGUAACAAGUGUAAAUGUGUUGUCUAAGAAAUAUAAACUUAUGUGUA
Molecule: messenger RNA, 2436 nt
Organism: Armigeres subalbatus
Lineage: Eukaryota; Metazoa; Arthropoda; Insecta; Diptera; Culicidae
Product: zinc finger protein ZFP2-like
Exons: 9
Coding region: 225-2168 (647 amino acids)
Biological process (GO): regulation of DNA-templated transcription
Cellular component (GO): nucleus
Molecular function (GO): RNA polymerase II cis-regulatory region sequence-specific DNA binding; DNA-binding transcription factor activity, RNA polymerase II-specific; zinc ion binding
Source: RefSeq, a predicted model, not a curated record